AUUUCUUGGGUGGAGCCGUGGAGCUCGCUCUGCUUUUCGGUUCCGUUUUCCGUCCAGAGGAAACGUUUGCGCAAUUACACGCCUUAUAUAAUUUCAGAUCAUAUGCUGUAGGGGUAUUCUUGCUGUGUGGAUUGCUCAGAAAAAUUUGCAGUGAAUUUCACAUCUGUGAAGGAAAUAGGCUACGGUGCUCCUCCUCUUGGUCUAUUCAUUCUUCCUGUGUCUCGUGCUCGGAAAGCUUAGUGGAUCGAAGAAAGAUGGCUACAUUUGAAGAUUAUUGCGUAAUAACCCAGGAGGACUUAGAGGAUAUUAAAGAUUCCAUAUCUUCUCAGGAUCUCCCAUCAGCGAUAACCACGAUAAAAGAAUACCUUAAAAAGCAGGAUCUUGUAGAACUUAACAUUGGUGUGACGGGAGAGUCUGGUUCUGGAAAAUCCACGUUUGUCAAUGCAUUCAGGGGUUUAGGAGAUGAAGAAGAGGGUUCUGCUAAAACUGGCCCAGUAGAAACCACUAUGGUACCUGAGGUUUAUCUUCACCCAAAAUACAAAAAUGUGAAAGUGUGGGAUCUUCCUGGCAUUGGAACACCAAACUUCAAAGCUGAUGAGUACCUUAAACUGGUUCAGUUUAAGCGCUAUGAUUUUUUCAUCAUCAUUGCUUCAGAUCGGUUCAGAGAAUGCCACACUCAGCUGGCCACAGAGAUUAUGAAGAUGGGGAAAAAGUUUUAUUUUGUUCGUUCCAAGAUUGACUUUUGCAUUACUGCUGAGAAGAGGAAGAAGAACUUUGACCAGAAAAAGACUCUGGAGAUCAUCCGAGAGAACUGUGUAAAUGGGCUGAGGAAGAUUGGUAUAGAGGAUCCUGUCGUGUUCCUGAUCUCUGGCUGGGAGCUCGGAAAGUAUGAUCUAAAUGUUCUGCAGGAGAGGAUGGAGAAGGAGCUUCCACAGCAUAAGAGACGUGUGCUGAUGUUGGCUUUGCCGAAUAUCACACUGGAGAUUAAUGAGAAAAAGAAGAAAGCUCUAGAGGAAAACAUUGGAAAAGUUGCCUUCCUGUCUGCUUGUGUGGCAGCUAUUCCUCUCCCUGGUCUUUCGAUCGCUGCAGAUAUAGCCAUCAUAGCAGGCGAGCUGAGAAAGUACUACAGUGCAUUUGGUCUGGAUGAUCCAUCCCUGCAAAGGCUCUGUGAAAGAUCUGGGAAGACCGUAGAGGAAUUGAAGAGUCUGAUGAAGUCUCCUCUGCAUCAAGGGAUAAACCCAAGCUCAAUAUUAACCUUGCUGGGUGCUGCAUCCCUUCUUAUAUCAGAAGAUGCUAUUGAAUUACUUGUGAGCUUCAUACCCAUUAUUGGCACUUUGGUGGCAGGAGGACUGUCUUAUCUGACUGUCUCAAGAAUGCUGAAGAGAGCUCUGAAUGACAUAGCUGAUGACGCCAGGAAUGUGCUGAUGGCUUCAUUGGAGACUGAAGUGUAAUUGUAAAAAAUGUAGGCUACAUGUAAAAAAUAUACAACAUUAUUGUAACUAACUGCUUUUUGGGUAUUUGAAGACAAAUAUUUGUUUAUCACAUUUAAUGCAAAAUA
Messenger RNA from Sinocyclocheilus anshuiensis, 1558 nucleotides. Its product is annotated as interferon-inducible GTPase 5-like. The record is from RefSeq and is a predicted model, not a curated record. Gene Ontology annotation, cellular component: membrane. Gene Ontology annotation, molecular function: GTP binding. The transcript has 4 exons. The coding region runs from base 255 to 1451 and encodes 398 amino acids. NCBI's taxonomy places the organism in Eukaryota, Metazoa, Chordata, Actinopteri, Cypriniformes, Cyprinidae.